Hemicordylus capensis (graceful crag lizard) is the source of this 3357-nucleotide messenger RNA. It is a transcript of the gene PKP1, whose product is annotated as plakophilin 1. Gene Ontology annotation, cellular component: cytoplasm; adherens junction; plasma membrane. NCBI's taxonomy places the organism in Eukaryota, Metazoa, Chordata, Lepidosauria, Squamata, Cordylidae. Gene Ontology annotation, biological process: cell-cell adhesion; intermediate filament bundle assembly; cell-cell junction assembly. Gene Ontology annotation, molecular function: cadherin binding. The transcript is spliced from 14 exons. The record is from RefSeq and is a predicted model, not a curated record. Bases 291 to 2522 code for a protein of 743 amino acids.
UGAGUGUGUUCUGCUGCCUUGGUAUCUGCAACCAGAGUACAGCAGUGGGUGUGUGCAGGCACUGACUGGAGGCUGUAUAUCCAGUCUAGCAAAGGGCGUGCCUGCUCACACUCCCGAGAGCCGAGUGUGGGGAAAGAGCUGCUGUCAGCAGAGGGACGUAUGGCAAGGAAGGCUCCCUGACAUUUUACACCUGAUCAAGAAUUUUGGUUGCUGCUGCUUCUAAGUUUUUGUUUCUAGUUCCCCAGGAGAGACAGGUGACAUCCCACCUCACCACCACCCCACCUGCAAACAUGCUUCAGUCUCAUGCUCCACUGAAAACAGCACUGGCUUAUCAGUGUUUCCAGGACCAAGCCAAUUCGACUCUAGCUUUGCCCUCGGAUCACAAGCUCAAAACUAGGGGUACAGGAAAACAAAGAGUCCAGGAGCAAGUGAUGAUGACCGUGAAACGGCAGAAGCAAAAGACCUCCCAGGCAUCACUGAAUGCGGGCCACUCCAACCGAGGUUCCAUGUAUGAUGGUCUGUCUGAUGGCUACAGCUAUGGAACGGCCCGUGGUAGCUACUAUGCCAAAGCCAACACUGGAAGCAACAACUGGGGCCAUGGGAUGUACAAUGGGACCCUUAAAAGAGAUGGGGAAAGCAAACGGUACAGCUCCUACAGUCAAAUGGAAGGCUGGGGCAACAGGAACUACAACAAGAUCUGCAGUCCUACCAGUCCUGGCAGUGAUUACGGGUUUGUGCACACUAUGAAGAGUAGCCGGAGUGAGCCAGACCUCUACUGUGACCCUCCACGGGGCACUCUAAGGCGAAACCAGAGUGGAAGCCGAAUGACUCAAAAGUCCAGCCUGAAUCGCCACAGCCUCUACAGUACUUGCAACAAUCAGCAAGGAAUUACAACCACCACCAGGACAAACAAAAGAAUCCCAGUCCGGAGUCCCUCCUGCACCUCUGCUAACAAGCAAGACGUGGUCUAUUCCCAGCCCGUGGCCAGCAGCAAGCAAGAUAUGUUCUAUGGGCAUACUCAUUCCAAUCAUUCCAACUCAAAAAUCUGCAAUGAUGAGGUGGAUUAUGGAUCAACAAUGACCAUCCAGAAAGCCAUACAAUUUUUAUGUUCCUCAGAUGAGAAACAUCAGGCGAUGGGUGCUUACUACCUCCAGCACACCUGUUUUCAGGAUGAAUCUGCCAAGCAAGAGGUCUACCGCCUUGGUGGCAUUGCCAAGCUUGUUGAACUCCUCCACAGCCCAGAUGAGAAUGUGCAGCAAGCUGCAGCUGGAGCCCUGCGAAACUUAGUCUUCAGAAAUCCAACCAACAAGCUAGAAACCCGGCGACAGAAUGGAAUUAGAGAGAGUGUGAGUCUCCUGAGAAGGACCAGGAACACAGAAAUACAGAAGCAGCUAACAGGGCUGCUUUGGAACUUGUCAUCUACUGAUGAACUGAAAGAAGAUUUGAUACGUGAUGCCCUCCCUGUUUUGACUGAUUGUGUUAUUAUUCCCUUUUCUGGCUGGUCUGAUGGCAUUAGUAGUCAAUCAAGAGAAAUUGUUGACCCAGAGGUAUUCUUCAAUGCCACUGGCUGUUUGAGGAACCUGAGUUCUGCAGAUGCUGGACGCCAAACGAUGAGAAACUACCCUGGACUGAUUGACUCUGUGAUGGCUUAUUCCCAGAACUGUGUGGCAGCCAACCGGCCAGAUGACAAGUCUGUGGAGAACUGCAUCUGUAUUCUGCACAAUCUGUCCUACCGCCUGGAUGCUGAGGUACCUAAUAAAUACACACAGCUUAAUCACAUGGCCCGGAGCAAUUACACAGAUAAAACCCUGACAGGCUGCUUCAACAACAGAGGUGGAAAGCUAGAGUAUGAUGAGUAUGAUCUACCCCUUCCUGAAGAGGACUUUAAACCCAAAGGAUCCAGCUGGCUCUAUCAUUCAGAUGCCAUCCGCACAUACCUGUCUCUAAUGGACCAGAGUAAGAAAGAUGCCACCCUAGAAGCUUGUGCUGGAGCACUGCAAAAUCUGACUGCAAGCAGAGGACUGAUGUCAAAUGGAAUGAGCCAACUGAUUGCUUUGAAGGAGAAAGGCUUGCCUCGCAUAGCACGACUCCUGCAGUCCAAUAAUGCUGAAGUGGUCCGAUCUGGAACAUCCCUACUGAGCAAUAUGUCUCGACAUCCCAUUCUCCACAAAACCAUGGCUCAUCAGGUACUCCCAGAUGUGACUCGUCUCCUAGCCCUCCAGGCCCCAGGUUCCAGCAACUAUGGAGACAUUAUGUCAUCUGCUUGCUACACCUUGAGGAAUCUAAUCAUGUCUAACCCACAGAUGGCCAAGCCCUACAUUACAGGCAGUUUGAUAAAUAACGUGGUAGGCCUGUGUCGAAAUGGCUCCUAUCCAAAAGCAGCUGAAGCUGCCCGUCUGCUACUGUCUGACUUGUGGUCACACAGGGAGCUCCAAUCUAUACUGAAACAGCAAGGAUAUGAUAAGAAUAUGAUGGGAUCAUUAACAGGAAGCACUUUCAGGACCCUGUCUUCGAGAUUCUAAGAAGAGAACUGAAUUGCAUGCUUGGAUUGAAGAGUUUGUUACUGGUUCCUGUCUGGAAGACCUCAGUCCUCAACAGAUUAGUAAAAACGUUAAGGACAUCCAUAGUGUUUUGGAGUUCUGCUCAGUUGUAAAACUAGGUAUGAAAAUUGCAUUGCCCAAUUAUAGGCAUCUUAAAAUGUUUAAAUGGAUUUUUAUUUUAUUUCUUAUUUUUUUGGUCUGGGGAUGGGUUGGGAGGUUGGAGGUUAAUGUUACUUGAUGUCAAUAAUUCAUUAUUCCUGUACAAAAAACAAAAAGGUGUGUGUGGGGGGUGCAAGUUUGAAAUUGUUGUUGGACACUACCCAAGCAAUGUCAAAUUGCACUAUAUAAGCCAUUUAUAUGACCAUUUGAAAUAAGACCAUAUAUGACCAUUUAAAACUUCACAAAUCAGCAUCUCCCUAAAUAUGUGUGUAUAUAUUUAGUCAGCUUAUGUAUAGAGAGGAGCAGAUUUUCAGUGUUAUUUGGGUGCUGCCAUAGAUAUGAAUCUCAAGGUGUGAUCCUAUGUGUGUUUACUCAGACGUAAGUUGCACUGCAUUUGAUUGCCUGCAUCAUGCGCAGCAUUAUGGAGCCCUAGUGCUGUGCCCUGGGACUGCUAUGGACUUCUGCUUUUGACAGUGGGGAAACCUGCAGAAAUGUUGCUUCUGUAUCUGCUACUUUGAGCAGCAUCAGGGCUUGCUAAGAGGUCUGAAGCAACUCUGGAGUGUAGCAUGAACGGCUCCAUGACACAAUGUAUCCUGUGGGCCAAAGUGUCUUGCUCCCAAAUAAGCAUGCAUAGGAUUGCAGCCUAAGUCCUUUUCAC